This is a messenger RNA of Schistocerca serialis cubense, 452 nucleotides long. RefSeq lists its product as uncharacterized. The coding region runs from base 16 to 387 and encodes 123 amino acids. The transcript has 3 exons. The record is from RefSeq and is a predicted model, not a curated record. Lineage: Eukaryota; Metazoa; Arthropoda; Insecta; Orthoptera; Acrididae.
AACACAAUUCGAUGAAUGCUCGCGACAGCUGGAAACCAGAGAGCUUACUACUGGAAGCGCGACCGAAGGCCAUGGAUCACUGCCUUGCGUGUUAAAAGUUAUCGUUGUCCUUUUUUUAGCAAUUGGUGGCGGUCCAGUGGGAGAAGAAAGUCGAAGUUAAAGAUGUCAGACCGACGAAUGAAAUUCCCUUACACAUUUUCUGCGAAGAUAGCACAAUUUCCAUUGCGGUUCUAUCUUAAGAAUCAGUGGGUCUGGAGAUACUACUUCAUAAGUCUUGUUGCAUGUUCGCCAGUAUUCAUUGCUAUCAGCAGAUUAGCUAAUUCACCAGCAAACAAAGCAAAGUGGGCCGAGAUGAAGAGGAAGGAGCUAGCUGAACAUCAUCAUUAGUGUAGUUGAAUUUGUUAAUGUUGUAGAAUGCUACCUGUACAAUAAAGGUUCUGUUUCACUAUGUA